AUGGAUCAAUGGAUCAGUGAAGGUCUAUCGAAAAUAUUAGAUUUUGAAGUUCCUGAGGAUCUCAUAAAGUAUAUAAUGUCCAUACAAAAUGAGGAGGAAUUAAAUGAUUACCUUAAAACUUUACUUGAUUUCGAUAACUCGCAGCAUAAAAAUUUCUACUUUGAACUGACCAAGAAGAAAUUUCCUAACAAAGUAGGACCGCAAACCAAACAACAAAAGAAAAAAAUAUCGAAAAAUAAACAACAGCAAGACUUUGUGAGUACAGAAAAGCCAGUACAGAAUCAACCUGUUGAAAAUGAGCUUAAAUCUAAAAAGAAAACUAAAUAUGUUAACUUAUAUUCUCAAGAGGGCAAAAAUGCUCAAGUCAUUACUUUAAAAGGAAGACAUCACUGUGACUGUCAGGCUUCGAAACAUGAACUAAUUAACAACUGCCUUCAAUGUGGUAGAAUUGUUUGCAAGCAAGAAGGAUCGGGACCUUGUUUGUUUUGUGGAAAUCUGGUGUGUACACCAGAUGAGCAAAGGGAGAUAAAUGCAAAAACUAAAUCAAGUGCCAAACUUGUGGAGUCACUCAUGGAAAAAAGUCGACCAAAAGGUUGGGAAGCGGCACUUUCUCAUAGAAACAGAUUGCUUGAAUAUGAUCGUACAAGUGAAAAAAGAACCAAAGUAACAGAUGACGAUAGUGACUACUUCAGUUCAAACAGUGUGUGGCUCAACUCCACCGAGAAGGAGAAAUUGCAGAAGUAUCAGCAAACACUGCAUGAUAAAAAACAUGCUUCCAGGCUUAAUAAGAAGAUGACAUUUGACUUUGCUGGUCGUCAAAUAGUAGAAGAUACAACAAUAGAACACGAAGUAGAUGAAGAUCAUAUAAGACAAAUCACGAGCAGCACUUCAUCAAGCAGUCAAAUCCUCCGAUCUGAUCUACUGCUCGAUACGUCUGCAGACCGCGACGUCGCACCUGGGGUUAAUGCUCCUUUAUUAAUGUUCAACCAAUCAGUUGAGAGGCGAACUAAAGUGGUUCCAAAGUCCAACUGGGCCCAAUCCUCUCGCAUCCAAGACUUGGAACUGCUGGAGAUGAGUGACUCCGGAAAAUGUCUCUCCAUGCAUCAGCCUUGGGCUUCUUUGCUAGUAGAGGGCAUUAAGAUGCACGAGGGUCGCACGUGGUACACGGGACACCGCGGGCGGCUGUGGGUGGCGGCCACGGUGAAGCCGCCGGACCAGACCGUCGUGCGCGCUUUGGAAAACCAGUACAGGGUCUUAUAUCCAGAGAAACAAUUCAAGUUCCCAUCUUUCUACCCAACGGGGUGUCUUCUCGGCUGCGUGAAUGUGGACGACUGCUUGCCGCAAGAGGAAUACGCUAAGAUUUACCCGGAGGGAGAGAGUGACAGUCCCUACGUGUUCAUUUGCUCCAACCCCGUCAGUUUAAGACUGCGCUUCCCAGUUAAAGGACAACACAAGAUUUAUACAUUAGAUAGAACAAUUCACCAAGCAGCAGUAAAAUGUAUGCAAAAAAUGGCGAAAAUGCAAGCGGACGAGGCCAACGCUGGA
Brenthis ino (lesser marbled fritillary) is the source of this 1545-nucleotide messenger RNA. NCBI's taxonomy places the organism in Eukaryota, Metazoa, Arthropoda, Insecta, Lepidoptera, Nymphalidae. The record is from the annotation of a GenBank genome assembly.